This is a messenger RNA of Oncorhynchus masou masou (cherry salmon), 2243 nucleotides long. RefSeq names its product anti-dorsalizing morphogenic protein (gene admp). NCBI's taxonomy places the organism in Eukaryota, Metazoa, Chordata, Actinopteri, Salmoniformes, Salmonidae. Gene Ontology annotation, cellular component: extracellular region. The record is from RefSeq and is a predicted model, not a curated record. The transcript has 5 exons. Gene Ontology annotation, molecular function: cytokine activity; growth factor activity. Bases 428 to 1630 code for a protein of 400 amino acids.
CAAUUUUCUCGAUAUUUUCUAUACGAUUGAAAGCUUUAAUUUGUCCCUAAAUACCAUGAAAAUAUUUUGUAGUGAUAUUAUAUAUCUAAUAUAUUAGUCACGAGUUACUAUUCAAAGGAAAAGUUGUUCAAUUGCAAUUUUCUCGUUAGAUGUUGAGAAUACCGUUUCAAUUAAAUCUACAAUCUGUUCACACCUUGUUAACCAUACCAUUAGCCUUGCUUUACAUUCGCUGAUUGUUGAUUUACAUUUGCGACUAAAUAGCAUCUUUUAUGGCUGUUGUCCGAGGGUUUAGGGACACCGUAGCCAAUGCUGUAGCAUUUGAUAUAAAACCUGAAGCUUCCAAAGCUCUCCAGUCACUCCAACUUCGGACUUCUACUGCAUGCUAGAGAACAAGACAUAGAUUCUCCAAGGACCCACAACAAGAACCAUGUACCAUUACUUUAUCUCGGAGAUGUUACCUGUUGCUAUGAUCACUGCCAUUGCCACGUUAGUGAGCAUGGCUACUGCAAGAUCAUCACUCAAUUAUUUGGAAAGCCACUUUUCCAUGGAGAACGAGUCUGAAGAAGUGCGUUCUGCAGCUAUCAAGAGGCUGCUGGAGGUGUUUGGGAUGGAGGAUGCUCCUCUCCUCCGGGGCGACAAGCAGCCGCCUCAGUACAUGGUUGACCUGUACAACGCUGUCGCAGAUGUGGACGGAGUUACCAAGGACCCCUACAUCCUGGAGGGGAAUACAGUACGCAGCUUCUUCGACAAACUGCACAGUGAACAAAUUGAGUUCCUGUUCAACUUGUCCAUGGUGGCCAGUAGUGAGAAGGUUCUAACCGCGGAACUCCAUCUCUUCAAGCUGCGGCCUCAGGUUUCUGCAACAUUCAAUAGAUAUCACUUCUGUCAGGUCAGUGUCUACCAGCUUCUGGAUAGCAGCAAAAUGAACAUUACUCAGGGGAAGAAGCUGCUGUCUUCCAGACUGAUCCCUGUCCCCUCCACUGGCUGGGAAGUGUUCACCAUUACACAAGCGGUGCGUUCCUGGAUGGCUGUUGAGGGCAAUAACCUGGGUCUUCUGGUCACAGUGCAGACCCUGGGAGGAAGCCAGAUGGAUGAGAAGGUGGUGCGUUUCUCUUCAGGCCGUAACCACCAUAAGAGCAAGCAGCCCAUGCUGGUGCUGUUCACUGACGAUGGCCGCCGUGCAGCCGCUCUGGAUAAUACAGUCAAAGAUCCAAAUGAGACCCCAGCUGUCCCUGGCCUGUCCAACCUCCCCAACACCCCAGGCUUCCACCGUAGCGCCCGCUCCCUGGACUAUGACGAGGACGUAGAGAAGAUGACGUGCCAGCGCCUGCCACUCUACGUGGACUUCGAGGAGAUCGGCUGGUCCGGGUGGAUCGUGUCGCCUCGGGGGUACAAUGCCUACCACUGUAAGGGCUCCUGCCCCUUCCCCCUGGGCCAGAACAUGAGACCCACUAACCACGCCACCGUCCAGUCUAUCAUCAACGCUCUGAAGCUGACUAAAGGCAUUGAAACGCCGUGCUGCGCGCCAGACAAGCUCUUCUCCAUCAAUCUGCUGUAUUUUGAUGAUGACGAGAAUGUGGUGCUGAAGCAGUAUGAUGACAUGGUGGCAGGAAGCUGCGGCUGCCAUUGAGCUGGACGGACGGACGGACGGACGGACGGGGGGUGACUGUGCUAAACCAAGAUGGCUGACACGGAGCAGCAGUGUAUCUCAUUCAGGAGGGCACAACGUUGCAAACCUCACAGAUAGAAAUGUUUUGUAUAGAGCUCACACCCUUCUACAUGACAGAGAAUGAUGUUUGUUAGAUGUGAUAUAUUUCUAUCUGAUUGUUCUGUAAUCUUGCGCCCAACUGAAUGCGACUGCUCUGUGUGGAUGGAUGACUGCCCCAGGGCCAGAUGGAUGACUGCCCCAGGGCCAGAUGGAUGACUGCCACAGGGCUGGUGCUGUACAACGCUGACCAAGGUGUAUUGUGUCAAAGCAAAGGAGGACAAAUAUUAAAAUCUAAUUUCAGUCGAGGUGUUGGUAUAAAACCGCCUCUUACACUCAGCGAUGAAGAUGAAGAUGAAGCAAUAUGCAGGCAGAGUCCUACGUGUAACAUAUGUAAAUAGGUAGAAAUUAUAAUAUAUGACAGGGCAUGACUUGAUUUCCUGUGACAGAUGUAAAUGUGUAUAUUAAAUGAUUGAUGAUUGUGAACUAUUAUAACAUUUUAAUAAAUUGUGCGAAAAAAUAAAUAAAUUGUUUGACA